Messenger RNA from Psilocybe cubensis, 3246 nucleotides. RefSeq lists its product as uncharacterized. The record is from RefSeq and is a predicted model, not a curated record. NCBI's taxonomy places the organism in Eukaryota, Fungi, Basidiomycota, Agaricomycetes, Agaricales, Agrocybaceae. The transcript has 17 exons. Gene Ontology annotation, molecular function: ATP hydrolysis activity; ATP binding. Bases 1 to 3246 code for a protein of 1081 amino acids.
AUGUCGCCUGUUUCCAUGCCUGAUACCUCAGUUUCGUCCUUUACGCCUCUUUUUGAUGCCCUUCGCACAGCACCCACUGCGCCAGAUGCCAAAGCUGCGGGCGAUAGGCUCGCUCGUGAAGUAGCAAAACAAGGACCCCAGUCCUUAGAUGAUUUCCAUGUCAUCAAAACCCUCCAUGAUUUCGCCACCAAUAAGAAAUCGGGAUUCGAACGCGAAUCCGCUGCUAUCGCCUUCCAAUCUCUUGCAACAAUCUUGGGUGCCCCCAUCGCUCCUCUUUUACUUCCGUCUCUUCCUGUUAUCUUUGAUCUUUACAUGGACAAGGGGGAAGUAGUCCGCGCCGCUGCAGCUGCAGCAACCAAAGCAAUCCUAAAACUAUUCCCCCCCGAAGCCACUCGUACUGUUUUUCGACAACUGGAGUCGAUUUUAGAGAACGGAAAAUGGCGUACCAAAGUAGGCGUUUUGGAAUCUUUCAAGACGUUUGUCACCUCGGCUAGAGAUGCCGUAGCAGCGGAGCUGGGAGUUACUCUGCCCAAGGUCGAAUCUGCUAUGCACGAUACUAAAGCAGAGGUCUCAUCCGCUGCUAUCAAAUGUGCCACAUCUCUCUGUGCUACUCUUGCCAACCCAGAUCUUAUACCACAUAUCCCCGUUCUAGUGAAGUGUAUGGCAAAUCCAGACUCUGUACCUGCUUGUAUCAAAGCCUUGUCGAACACCACUUUCGUUGCCGAAGUUACAUCCCCCGCAUUGGCCGUCCUUGUGCCAUUAUUGCUUCGUGCAUUGAACGACAGGAGCAUGGAAGUUCAACGUCGUACAGUCGUGGUGGUGGACAAUCUCGUUAAACUUGUACGAGAUCCGAAUGUCGCUGCUACUUACCUUAGUCCCUUGGUCGACGGCGUUCAAAAGAUUGCUACCGGAGCCGCAUUCCCCGAGGUUCGUGCAUUCGGUGACACAGCUCUCAAGACAUUGUUAAAAUCUGGAGCAUCUUCAUCUGGACCCCCGCCAGUCCACCGGGACAUCCCAGCUGAGGCGGCCGUGAUUUUAGCCACUUUGAAAACAGUAUUACCUCAAGAAUUGGCUGAGGGCAACCCCUCUUUACCGAAUGCUCCCAAGCGCCCAAAAUACGCCGGCCUCGAAGUCUCCUUGGCUUUCCAGGCCGAGCUUGUCACUGAUGUUGUGUUCAAGCGCAACUUUAGCGACAAAAAGGUCUGGAGACGCUCCAUCGCUGUGUAUAUGUCAAUCUGGAUCGAUGAAGCCAGAAGCAAUGACUUUUCCGACGCGGUCCUCGCUCACUUCUUGGCUAUCGACCAGUCAAAGUAUGCCGUUGCUCAAGAACAUGACUCCUCCGAAGGCGAGCUACUAUGCGACACUCUAUUUUCUUUGGCCUAUGGGGCAUUGCUUCUUUUAUCCCAUACAACUCUUCGCCUUAUCCGUGGACGACGGUACGGUAUUUUGGGUACCAAUGGUUCAGGAAAGUCGACCUUGAUGCGUCAACUCCGUGACGGAAAAGUCGAAAACUUCCCACCCCAAGACCAACUUCGCUGCGUUAUGGUUGAACAUUCUUUACAGGGAGAAGAUGGUUCACUGUCUGUUUUAGACUUCAUCGCCGCCGAUAAAGCUUUAGCCCAUGUUUCCAGAGAAAAGAUCAGGGACCAACUGACUGAAGUCGGGUUCGACGACGCUCGCCAAGCUGAUAUUGUUGGCGGUCUUUCGGGAGGAUGGAAAAUGAAGUUAGAGCUCGCUCGAGCUAUGCUUUACAACGCUGAUCUUCUCUUGCUGGACGAACCUACUAAUCAUUUGGAUCGUAAUUCUGUAAACUGGCUCGAAGCAUACCUCAAAAGCAAGACAAAUGUUACCUGCUUGAUCGUCAGUCACGACUCUGGUUUCUUGGAUAAUGUCACGACAGAUAUCAUACAUUACGAAUCUAAAAAGCUUGUAUAUUAUCCUGGAAACCUUUCAUCCUUCGUAGAAAGACAUCCUGAGGCAAAAUCCUACUAUACCCUUGCUGCUACUUCUGUCAAAUUUUCAUUCCCUCCUCCGGGUUCCCUGAUGGGCGUCCGAAGCAAUACGCGCGCUAUUUUAAAAUUAUCGAAUUGCACAUUCACGUAUCCCGGAAGGUCAAAACCCAGUUUAUAUAACGUCAGUUGUGCGUUGACUUUGUCAAGUCGAGUUGGAGUGGUUGGGCCAAACGGCGCUGGAAAAUCCACAAUGAUCAAGCUCCUCACUGGUGAGACCAUCCCCCAAGAGGGAACAGUUUAUAAGCAUCCCGCUCUUCGAGUUGGAUAUGUUUCCCAGCAUGCGACCCAUCACAUUGAACGUCACUUAGAGAAGACCCCAAUUGGAUAUAUUCAAUGGCGAUUCCAAGAUGGUCAUGAUCGUGAACUUUUGGAGAAAGCGACUCGAGUUUUGACUCCUGAAGAACAAGCAAUCAUGGAACAAGAGUGGGUUGGAAAGGAUGGCAGCAAGCGCAAACUCGAGUUGAUUAUGGGUCGUCAAAAACUAAAAAAAUCCUUCCAAUAUGAGGUCAAGUGGCGGGGAUUGGACCACAAAUACAAUACUUGGGUCGGCCGUGAAGAUCUCAUCAAAAAGGGAUUCUUCAAGAUUGUACAACAAUUCGAUGACCUCGAGUCGUCCCGUGAAGGUGCCGGUUCCCGUGAUACUUCAGCUCACCUUGUGCGCAAGCAUCUGGAGGAUAUCGGCCUUGAUGGAGACAUUGCCCAGUACAAUGAAAUUUCGGGCUUGUCUGGAGGACAAAAAAUCAAGUUGGUGAUCGCUGCUUGCCUUUGGAAUAACCCUCAGAUAUGUAUCCUUGACGAACCCAGUAAUUUCUUGGACAGGGAGGCUCUGGGUGGUUUAGCUGUGGCAAUCAAGGAAUGGGCCGGUGCAGUUGUUAUCAUCUCGCAUAAUCACGAAUUCAUCACUUCUUUGUGCCCUGAAAUUUGGAAUGUGGACAACGGGCACGUUACCCACCAAGGAAAGGCCGCGGUUGUCGAUGACAGCUUCUUGGAUAAAACGCCUAAAGGAAGUGGCGCCAACACUCCUGCCAGAUCACGCCUCCAGACUCCCGUCGCAUCUGCUGCUGGUACCCCAGUGGCCAGCGGAGAUGAAGAGGGAGGUCCUAAACCCGUGGUCAAGAAGAAAAAGAAGAUGACGCGUAACCAGCAGAAGGCCCAGGAAGAGAGAAGACGGCUUAGGAAGUUGCGUUGGCUCAGUGAGGGAGGUCCUAAACCUGAGGAUACUGACAGCGACUGA